ACACGGUAGGUGGCGCUUUGCCUAGCGUAUUCUUGUAAUUUAUAGUCGGCAGAAGUUUAAUAUUUACUGUAGUUUAUUAAGCAUAUUUUUAAAAUUAAUUAAUAAUGAGUGAAGAGAAAGAUGCGAAAGAUGAGACAGUGCAAGAAUUCAAACUUGAAAUUGAAACAGAGUUAAGGUUUGAAGUUGAAGGAAAAAAUAGAGUUACUGUUGAACUUAAAACAGGUUUGGCAGAAAUAUUUGGCACAGAAUUAGUUAAAAACAAAAAAUAUGUAUUUACUGCGGGUGCCAAAAUAGCUGUAUUUACUUGGCAUGGCUGCACAAUUGAAUUAUGUGGAAAAACAGAAUCAACUUAUGUAGCCAAAGAGACACCAAUGAUAAUGUAUGCUAAUAUACAUGCAGCAUUUGAACAGAUGAGAUUGAAAGCAGAAGAAGAAGAUACAAAAGGACCAACAGUGUUAAUUGUAGGUCCAACAGAUGUCGGAAAAAGUACAUUGUGUAGAAUUAUUCUUAAUUUUGCAGUAAGAAUUGGCAGAAGACCCAUUUUUGUUGAUUUGGAUGUUGGACAGGGUCAAAUAUCUAUUCCUGGGACAAUUGGGGCCUUAUUAGUUGAACGCCCAGCAGAUGUUGAAGAAGGUUUUUCUCAACAGGCUCCAUUAGUUUACCAUUAUGGACAUAAAAGUCCUGGAAGUAAUAUUGUCUUAUAUAAUACACUAGUAUCAAGAUUAGCAGAAGUAAUUAACUUACGUGCAGAAAGUAAUAAAAAAGCAAGCGUCAGUGGUGUAAUCAUCAAUACCUGUGGUUGGGUGAAAGAAGAAGGUUAUAAAGCAAUAUGCCAUACUGCUCUUGCAUUUGAAGUUGAUGUUAUUUUAGUUUUGGAUCAAGAAAGAUUAUAUAGUGAACUAUUUAGAGACAUGCCACAUUUUGUGAAAGUUGUUUUAGUUCCAAAGUCUGGUGGUGUUGUUGAAAGAAGUCAAAGGUCAAGAGCCGAAGCAAGAGAUAAUCGUGUUAGAGAAUACUUCUAUGGAUUAAGAACUCCACUAUAUCCACAUUCUUUUGAUGUGAGAUUUAGUGAUAUCAAGAUAUAUAAAAUUGGAGUUCAUCAAAACAAACCAAAAAAAAGAAUUUCUUUUCCAGUAGAAACUGCAGCCAAUUUACUUCAUUGUGUCUUGAGUGUUAGUUUUGCUGGAAGUAUAGAAGAAGAUAUUAUUCAGACAAAUGUUGCAGGCUUCAUUUGUGUAACUGCUGUUGACAUGGAAAGACAAUUGCUUACUGUUCUGUCUCCUCGUCCUCGACCAUUGCCAAAAACUGUUUUACUUUUAAGUGAUAUACAAUUUAUGGAUUCUCACUGAUUUGUAUUUAUAAUGUAUUUUAAUUGUACUGAUAAAUCUCAUAUGUACAUAACUCAUAUAACAAAUAAAACAUUUGUUGACAAAAGAAUUUUUGAAGAAAAA
Messenger RNA from Centruroides sculpturatus (bark scorpion), 1451 nucleotides. It is a transcript of the gene cbc, whose product is annotated as polyribonucleotide 5'-hydroxyl-kinase Clp1-like. Lineage: Eukaryota; Metazoa; Arthropoda; Arachnida; Scorpiones; Buthidae. Gene Ontology annotation, biological process: tRNA splicing, via endonucleolytic cleavage and ligation. Gene Ontology annotation, molecular function: polynucleotide 5'-hydroxyl-kinase activity. The coding region runs from base 105 to 1349 and encodes 414 amino acids. The transcript has 13 exons. The record is from RefSeq and is a predicted model, not a curated record. Gene Ontology annotation, cellular component: nucleus; mRNA cleavage factor complex.